Messenger RNA from Suillus subalutaceus, 1239 nucleotides. RefSeq names its product WD40-repeat-containing domain protein. Gene Ontology annotation, cellular component: nucleus; transcription repressor complex. Gene Ontology annotation, biological process: negative regulation of transcription by RNA polymerase II. Gene Ontology annotation, molecular function: protein binding. NCBI's taxonomy places the organism in Eukaryota, Fungi, Basidiomycota, Agaricomycetes, Boletales, Suillaceae. The record is from RefSeq and is a predicted model, not a curated record. The coding region runs from base 1 to 1239 and encodes 412 amino acids. The transcript is spliced from 8 exons.
AUGUCUGAAAUUACCGCGGACCACUCAUAUUUGUUGAGAUCAGCAGCUGAACUUGAACUGACAGAAGCUCGCAGACAAAAGGCGGAGAGAACAAAAUCUCUUGGGUCUCCGAUUCAGCUUACCGGCAACGCAAUCGACAUCCAAAUUCGCGGCAAUUACGCAUGGAUUGCUGAGAGUUCGCAUGUAGCCAAGAAAAUUGAUUUAGAGACAAGAAAGACUUUACAGAUAUACAGAGGUCACCACGCACCGGUGACCUGUCUCGCCUUCUAUGACAGAACCCCGAAUUCGGGUGAUGAAAAGCUUCUGAUAACUGGGUCUUGGGACAAGACCAUUAAAAUAUGGGAUACUAAUACAAAGGGCCUUAUCUCAACGACGGCUGCUCACGAUGAUUUUGUCAAAACUCUACUCGUCGUGCCAUCUGUGAAGCUCCUAGUCAGCAGUAGCUCCGAUAAGAUUGUUAAAUUCUGGGAUCUAACCGACGUUCUUGAGAAGCCUCCGCAGCCUGCCGGGUCAGUCUCGGCUCAUAGUCGUCCGGUAGAAUGCAUUGCUGGAAUUGCCAAUGCCGAUGGCUCCGUGACCCUCUUCACCGCUGACACCAUGGGAGUAUUGAAGGUGUGGAAGCUAGAAAGAGAGGGAGGGCCGCGGCCUCGGUGGCGAAGCACUCUUAAGGACACUCUCAACCACCAUCGAACGCGCAUCACUGAAAUUAUAUAUGAUGCAGGUUACAUCUGGACAGCGUCAUCGGAUGAAACAGUGCAAGUCAUUCCUUACCCACCAGGAUCCUCGGACCAGAAACCCAGUCCACCCCUCACGCACCCAUUGCCUGUGCGGGCGAUUCUUCCACUGGCACUUUCCGAUCUUGAAGAGCCGUACAUCGUGACCGGAUAUGGGGAUGUUAUCCGUCUGUAUGAUGUCUCGACGCCAUCCGAACCUGAGGUUCUAGGGGAAAUUGACGCGCAUUGGCACGAUGUCACUGCGCUCAGAUUAUGGAUUCAGAGAAGUCGCACAGACAACGGAAGAACACGCAUCGAGCCAUGGAUAAUCAGUACCAGCCUGGAUGGCACCAUUCGUAGAUGGCGAUUUAGUGAACUCCAUGACUCGAAGCCAGACAACCCUGCUGGACAGUCGAAAGCUACAGUUAUUGCUCCCACUCCCCAACCCAGUGGUGAUGUUAAGGAUCAGGUUGAGAUCACGGAAGAAGAAGAAAGAGAACUCGCAGAACUCAUGGAGGAAGACUGA